AUGGUGGUGGUGGAGGGGAACUGUAGACAUAUGGUGGUGGAGGGGAUUUGUAGUCUACUUUUGGUGAUGGGGAAUAGUAUGGAGGUGGUGGUGGGGAACUGUAGACAUAUGGUGGUGGAGGUGAUUUGUACUCAACCUUUGGAGAUGGUGAAUAAUAUGGUGGUGGUGGAGGAGAAGUGUAGACAUAUGGUGGUGGUGGAGACUUGUAGUCGACCUUUGGUGAUGGAGAGUAGUAUGGUGGUGGUGAUGGAGAACU
Messenger RNA from Eruca vesicaria subsp. sativa (arugula), 256 nucleotides. The record is from the annotation of a GenBank genome assembly. Lineage: Eukaryota; Viridiplantae; Streptophyta; Magnoliopsida; Brassicales; Brassicaceae.